Molecule: messenger RNA, 292 nt
Organism: Staurois parvus
Lineage: Eukaryota; Metazoa; Chordata; Amphibia; Anura; Ranidae
Source: the annotation of a GenBank genome assembly
UGUGCUAGCUGUGAUUGCUCACAGCUUGUCACAUGGUACAAGGCUGUUACUUCACAAGUAGUAAGCAAUGAUGUUAGCAAGUGACAUCUUGCUUACUACUAUUCAUGUGAUCACUGAUUGGCCAAUCAGUGAUCACAUGAUCGGGACCUCACACAGAGGUUGGAUCGCGGUGCCAGGGAGUGCGCACAGGCAAGGAGUGCUGGAGGACAUUUAUAAAUGGCCACCAGCUCCUGCACUUCUCCUGUCUGGCCGUUUAUGUAUAUGGUCCAGACAGGAAGUGGUUAAAGUGUAU